AUGUUCUGGGAGUGAGUGAUUGACUUUAUCAGUCCAAGGACAUCAUCCGCCUGGAAAGGGGGGGAAGUUUGAUCCUCUUUCUCACGGAUCGCAGUCAACGGGAGUUUUUUCCCUCCCAACUCUUUCACGUAGAGGAUUUUUCCCCGCUUGACUUGGUGAUUUUUUUUUUUAUUUUAGGAUUUUUUUUUGCGCAAAAACGUGGUAAAUCUCUCGGCGCGGUGUCUGCAGCGUGCGCGCUCCGCGAAACUGGAUUUUAAUUUUCUUUUCUGUUUCCUUCCCGUCUCCUAAGUUUACUUCAAGCUCAUGACUAUGCUUCUUGAUAGCGGUCCGCAGUUUGCAACGUUAGGAGUGGGGAGUUUCGGGACACCGCGGCACCACGACAUAGGGAACAGAGACCCGAGUCUGGGACUGAAUCCCUUUUCCGAAUCCUCCCACUCCGCAGCUUUCAAAAUCAGCCCCGUGGCUCACGAUAUCGCCUCCAGUCAGACUUCAGCUUUCACCCCGCAAGCCACUGGAUAUGCAGCUGCCCUGGGACACUCGCAUGGCGGGCAGGUUGGCUCCUACGGCGGAGGGGCAUUCAAUUCAACACGGGACUUUCUCUUUCGGAACCGGGGCGUUGGAGAGUCCGCAGCACCCAGCGCCCAGCAUGGGAUCUUUGCAGCUUCGGCCGGGAGCCUCCACGGGCCGCCCGGGAUCUCCGAUAACCCCGGACAUCUGUUGUUUCCAGGACUUCACGACCAGGGGGUAAGCCACGCUUCACCGAGCGGACAUGUGGUUAAUAGCCAAAUGCAUCUUGGCUUACGCGGGGACAUUUUCGGAAGACCUGAUCCGUACCGUCCGGUCGCGAGUCCUCGGACGGACCCCUACGGUGCUCAGCUGCACAAUUACAGCCACCCUAUCAACAUGAACAUGGGGAUGAAUGUGCCCACACACCACGGUCCGGGGGCCUUCUUCAGAUACAUGAGGCAACCCAUCAAACAAGAAUUAUCCUGCAAAUGGAUAGACGAGAACCAGAUGAACAGACCGAAAAAGACUUGCGACAGGACUUUCAGCACCAUGCACGAGAUGGUCACUCAUGUGUCCAUGGAACACGUCGGCGGCCCCGAGCAGAGCAACCACAUCUGCUACUGGGAGGACUGCCCGAGAGAAGGGAAAUCUUUUAAGGCCAAGUACAAACUCGUCAACCACAUCCGAGUGCACACGGGCGAGAAACCGUUCCCAUGCCCGUUCCCCGGAUGUGGGAAAAUAUUCGCCCGGUCGGAAAAUUUGAAAAUCCACAAAAGAACACAUACAGGUAAGGCUAAACCAGAAAAAGUACACCCCAAAAUAUCACAGCGUGUCGUGCGAAAGAGUGAGACUUAACAGUGAGCGUUUGAGAGGCUGUUUUUGGGAAGCUAAAAAAAGAGGACGUGUUUUUGUUGUUUACAAGAACCGUUAGAGAACUUGGCCCAACAUUUAUCCUUUUGGACAUUCCCCAAAACUAUUGUUAGGGUGCUUUUUCCCCCCUCUCUUUCUAAUUUAAAAACGCAGGGAAAAUCGUGCUUAUCUUUGUGUUAAACCUCUGUCAUUGUUUUACCUUUCCCCACUCAAACUUUGCGAGUGAUAUAUAAACAUUUACUGACUCACUUGUCAAACUUUAAGUGCAUUAGCUGCUUUAGGCUAUUUAGGUAGACUUAGGACUCUUGUGAACGUCAUAUACAAUUACACUUAAUCACUUUCUGGCUGUGUUUAUAAUUCUCGUCCUUGCUGUGCAGAAAUGCCCUGUUGAUUCAGUGUUUACUAUAAGAGAAGCAGACGCACAGGAGAGGCCAGUAGUAGCAUGAAGGAGCAGGCCUCUUGAAUAAAUAAAGCCUGACAGAGCAGUGUGUAGUAGUAGUGGAGCUGGAUCCAUGUCGCCCCCCGAAAAUGUAGGUUACUCUGUUAUAUAAUAGGCUGCAGACAAUUUACAUCUCCGGGGCUGCGGAUUUUUCUUUUUCCAGGUGCUGCAUUCAUGGGGUUAACUCACGGUAUGUGUGUGUGUCUCUCUCUCUGUGUCUCUGUGUGUGUAUUUACUCCUGCAGGUGAGAAGCCGUUUAAGUGUGAAUUUGAUGGCUGUGACAGACGCUUCGCCAACAGCAGCGACAGGAAAAAGCACAUGCACGUACACACGUCAGACAAGCCAUACAUCUGCAAAGUGUGCGACAAGUCCUACACGCACCCCAGCUCUCUCAGGAAACACAUGAAGGUAAUUAAUGUCUUCAUUACUCCUUAAACACAUUAACACACACAUACAGCUACUCUCACACUCACACACACACACACUCUCAAAACCCCACCUCCUCCUCCUCUACGACUUUCACACAACUUGAGGCAUUUCUUGAGAUGUUAUAGCACAGUCACACUGCAAAAAAAAACUAAUGCAAUCUUGUCGAGGCACUUUUGGCACUUAGCUCUAUAGUCGUUUGAUCUCUAAUGUGAAAAUAGUGAGGGGCAACUGAUGAAUUUCCGUGUGCACAAUUCAAAGAUGCAGAUUUUAAACUGUCCUUUACUUUGUACUUUUGGCACUUAGCUCUAGUCGUUUGAUCUCUAAUGUGAAAAUAGUGAGGGGCAACUGAUGAAUUUCCGUGUGCACAAUUUAAAGAUGCAGAUUUUAAACUGCCCUUUACUUUGUUAAAAUGAAAACUUUAAAUUAAUGUGUGUAGGCGUUUUGGCAUUUUGUUGAGGUAAACUACAUUUCCACGCGUAACUUCACUGUAUUUUUUCCCACUGUAGAUGUAGAAGUUGCCUUCCCAGGUUGAACUUUGUUUGUUUACUGUUUUAGUUGCACUACAUAAUCCUGGGUUAAACCGCGUUUAAGCCUCUACCAAAUCACUUUAAAUACUGUUACGGUGUAAAUAAAAGGGACUCCAUACUCAAUGUGGGCUUUUUAUUUUCAGGUACAUGAGUCUCAAGGAUCUGAAUCGUCCCCAGCAGCAAGCUCUGGAUACGAGUCGUCCACACCGCCUGUGUUGGUCUCAGCCAGCACUGAAGACCCGACAAAAACACCGCCGUUAGCCGUUCAAAACACGUCUGGCCACAGCGAAGGACUGGCACCCAACUUUAACGAAUGGUACGUUUGAAGUCAGCGGAAGAACAACCCCCCCACCCCCUCUCUCUCGAUGUGGACCAAGAGGUUGUGGAUAAAAAAAACAAACUUAAAAACUAUUCCUGUUCACUUCACAGACAUAAAAAACCCACACACACACUCACACACACACACUCUGUCACACAUACACACAAACGGGAUUGGGACAACAACAACAACAACAGGAGAUGAGAGCAAACGCCAGCAGCACGCAGGCCACGUCCGUUCUCAGGAUCACGAAAUUUGACUUUUAUUGCGCAGUUUUGAGGAAAAAAAAAACAACAACAAACAAAUCACGAAUAAAUAAACGUAAUACUUUCUCAGUAUAAAUAAAUGUUUUUUAUCUUUUAGUUUACAGAAAAAUUGUUUUAUUUUUCAUUUUAUGUAUUUUCUCAAAUUUUUAUUUAAAAAAAAGAAUAAAAAAGGAAAGAUUAUUUCACGCUGUUUUAUAUGAAGGUGACGCGCUACUGUCGCCUCUUCAAUUGAUUGUUGGAACUUCAAACAGUCUUAAGAAACGUGCCAAAGUCUUUGUCAUGAACUUGAACACAGAAAAAAAAAUCCUAAAUAAAUAUUAUACUCGUGAAUGUAUUUCCUUGUUUGAUGGGGUCGAAUCUAUUGUCAACGUCCGUUUUUCAGGUGGAGAAAUGUGGUAUUAGGUUACGAUUGUUACCGUUGAAUAUAACGUUGCCUUUUGUUAAUACCGUUGUAAAUACAUAUCCAUGAUGCCAUAUUUAUCAAUUUGUAAUUUAAUUAUGGGUAUAAGUUCUGAAACUUAAAUGAUAUUUAUGGAAAUGUUUUCUAACAAGAAACUGUACAGUUUUGGUCAUAACCAGCUUAACAUGGAACAAAUGAGAAACUCUAAAGCUCCAACAUCGCGAUUGUAUCCUUCUGUUUUUAUUUUCCUUUUAACCAAUAGGCCUACAUGUGUCUUAUUUGGAUCGAAGAAAUCAUCUAUAUGAAUAUUAUGGAUUUGUCUAUAUAUAAUGCAGAUAUUUCCGUCACUUUUAUUUUCUUUAUGAGACCAUUGACAUGUAAAUCAUUGACUUUGUAGAAACUGAGUUCAGUUGAGCUGAGAAGCUAUAAAACGGUUCUGUUGAUAUCUUUAUUUUUGGUUAAAAUUUGAACUUUUUUGUGUAUUUUACUUUGAUAGAAUCAGAAAUAGAUGUCAAUUCGUAGCAUAAACUCAGUAUUGGAAAAAAAAAUAAUGAGAAGAAGAAGAACAAGAAAGAAGAAGAAGAAACCCAUCAGCCUAUUGCACUCUUACACAGGUCUUAGACGAGUCAUGAUUUCCAAAUCAAGGUGACAGCAGCAUUUUGAUUCUUUCCAAUCCGGGUCCAGCACCCAAAUAUAUGCGCCAGUAAGGCUCUCUUUAUAGUUCCAGCAAUGUCUUUGUGCAAGUAUGUUUAAAUGUGUGCAUCGGCAACAAUGGAACUGUCUCAACACAGUAUCUUCAAAAAUAAAAAAAGUUUUUUGUCUGUCAGCUUGCAUUGUUUUAAAUGUAAUUCUUCUGUGAAAACUAAGCGUGUUCUUUGUUGUGGUGUUGCAUAUAGAGCAGUUUGAUUACACAUUUGCUUGUUUUGUGUGAAUAACUUGUCAAGAUGACAUUUUUUGUGUUUAACAAAAAUUUAGUGGAAGGAAUUUUAGAUCUAUGUGGGGGUCUUGGGGAGGGGGAGAAUACGUCCAGUGGCGAAAAGAGUUACAGCAUUGCAUUGUAACCUAUUCUCAAGAAUUAAAUAUUAUGCAUACACAAAGUUUAUUGUACUCGUAUACGAGAACAAUUUCAGACCACCAGCACUACUUUUAAAAUAAAAUGUAAAAAAAGGUACCUCGUGACAGUGAUAUAUGAAAUAAGUUUAUUUAAAUAAUUUAAGGAAUAUAUGUUUUAUAUGCUAUUUUCUAUACCUUAAUUUAAAAGAAGUACUUUUCUUAUUGCCACCACCUUUCUGCCCCAUGUCCAGCGGUCAGAGGAAAAUAUCUGAUGUAUAAACACAGCUAGAAUGUGAUGUUGUAACACUUUCUGGGAGAAAUGGGUCACACUCCGAGUUAUUCCUGAAGAGCAAAACUGUUUUACUGAUGAACUGUGUCACUGUGCCACAUUGAGGCAAACCCUGUUACAACAGCAGGCCUAUGCGUUAGCCUAUUUAGCUGCCAGAGGCGAAGAUUCCUUGUACUUUUUAGGCUACUGUAUGUUGGUUGAUUUGUUUUACCAACUAUUUAUGAAGAAAUGUGAACGGAAAUUUUGACUGAAAUUAAAAAAACAUUCUGAAAAGCGAC
Molecule: messenger RNA, 5377 nt
Organism: Xyrichtys novacula (pearly razorfish)
Lineage: Eukaryota; Metazoa; Chordata; Actinopteri; Labriformes; Labridae
Source: the annotation of a GenBank genome assembly